Molecule: messenger RNA, 1519 nt
Organism: Epinephelus moara (kelp grouper)
Lineage: Eukaryota; Metazoa; Chordata; Actinopteri; Perciformes; Serranidae
Product: deleted in malignant brain tumors 1 protein-like
Exons: 7
Cellular component (GO): membrane
Source: RefSeq, a predicted model, not a curated record
UUUUUUCUUCUCCUUCAACCAGAAAUUACCACAACGACCCCACUUAUUCCAACAACACCAAGUGUUGGAGUGAGACUGGUCAACUCUGACAGCCACUGCUCAGGCAGAGUGGAGAUCUUCCACAAUGGCCAGUGGGGGACGGUGUGUGACGACUUGUGGAAUUUAAAUGACGCUCAGGUGGUUUGUCGACAGCUGGGCUGUGGCAGGGCUGUGGGGGCACCGCAAAGUGCACUUUUUGGACAAGGCACUGGACAAAUUUGGUUAGAUGACCUUCGGUGUUCAGGGAGUGAGUCUUCCUUAAGAGACUGUCCACAUGGCGGACUGGGGACCCACAACUGUGCUCACUCUGAGGAUGCUAGUGUCAUCUGUGAAGGUAAUCUUCCAGUGAGACUGGUCAACUCUAACAGUCGCUGCUCUGGCAGAGUGGAGAUCCUCCAUGACGGUCGUUGGGGGACAGUGUGCGACGACUUCUGGAAUUUGAAUGACGCUCAGGUGGUUUGUCGACAGCUGGGCUGUGGCAGGGCUGUGGGGGCACCAAGAAGGGCACACUUUGGACAAGGCACUGGACAAAUUUGGUUAGAUGACCUUCGGUGUUCAGGGAGCGAGUCAUCAUUAGGAGAUUGUCCACAUCUGGGAUUAGGGAACCACAACUGUUGUCAUUUUGAGGAUGCUAGUGUCAUCUGUGAAGACCAUCAACCUCUACUCCAGGCCUCUCAGCUCAUUUGCUCCCCUUAUCAGCUUAUGGUUGGGGUGCAACUGGACAGCCUGCUGUCAGCUGGUUUGAACCCAUUCUCUGGUCACCUGACAGCCCCUUACUGUACGGGCUACAGAGUGAGUCAAAACACUGUCUGGUACCAAGUGGCACGUCAGGCUGGCAUCUGCGGAACUGUACUUACGACCAACACCACCCAUGCCAUCUACUUCAACAGCUUGUAUUUCUACCCUCCAAGUAACAGGUCCAUGGUUCUGCCUGAGGUUAUUCCAUUCACCUGUGCCUAUCCCUUGGACACCAAAACUAGCCUAAACACUCAAAUCAGACCACAACUCCCUGGGUAUGGCCUCAUGGGGUCAGGUUCCAGAGCCAGAGCCUACAUGAAUCUUUUCCGCGACUCCAACUUUUCAAACAGCUAUCCAGGGGGCCAGGUCAUCCUGCCAGUGGGCUCUACACUGCAUGUGCAAGCAUAUGUGUUUGAGAAUGAUCCAAGCUUUGCAGUUGUUCUGCAGGACUGCUAUACCACUUACUCCUCAAACCCUGAAGACCCCAUGCAAUACUAUCUCAUCCAUUAUGGGUGUCCUACUGACUCUCGUCGUGUGUCGAUGGUUGAGAACGGCCUGUCCCUCCGUGCUCGUUUCUCUGCCCUGCUCUUCCCUCUCCAGGGUAGAGACCAAGACAUCUUCUUACACUGCAGAGUACGCCUGUGUGACAAGAGGAGCCAGAGCUGUGCUCCAUUUUGCACAAGACGGUCAUAUCGUUCUGUUGGUGACCCAUUCAAAUUUGUCACUGUUGGACCAAUCACCU